UUGGCUUUCGUUCCGCGCGCGACUUAGUAGCGUUUAAUAAAGAUGCCGCGUGCACGAAAAAGACUGAAUGAUUGCGAAGGUCCGGAUGAGUUACCUGCGAGUGACUCUGAAGAGGAAUAUGAGGUUUGUUCGGAGGCAGAGAGCGUGGAUUCAGCUGAGGAGGAAGCCUUCCAACAAGGACUGGACCUGGCUGUGGACAUGGAAGAGGAAAACACUGCUUUGCUUGCAACACCACCUAAACCAACCAGGUGGCGCAAUACCGAUGAAGAUGACGUGCUACCUGUACAACAUCCCUUUGCUCCUGUCCGCACUCCUGGCGUACAGCUUGAUGGCCACCAGCAGCACACGCCUCUCGAGCUGUUCCAGUUAUUUUUCGAUAAGGCCGCAAUCAGGGAUCUCUGCAACAACACAAACCUGUACACAGAGGCCAAGAAGAAGAAGGGCAUGAAGAUGCAGUGGAGUCCCGUAACACCCCUGGAGAUGCACAAAUUCCUGGGCCUCAUCAUUUACAAUGGCCUCAUAAAGGCAACGAGAGUUCAAGACGUGUGGAGAAACGACAGGCUCCAUAGUUUUCCGUUUCCAGCCUCGGUCAUGCCAGGCCACAGAUUUUGGGCAAUAUUCUGUAACCUGCACAUGAGCAACACCAAAGAGGACGAGGAGAACGACCGGCUAAAAGGCACGGCCGGCUACGAUCGGCUCUGUCGUGUGAAGCCCCUCAUGGGGCAGCUCUUAUUGGCAUGUAAGGCAUACUACCAGCCUCACCAGAACCUGGCCAUCGAUGAAAGAAUGGUAGCCACCAAGGCUCGAAUGGGCCUGAAACAAUAUAUGAAGCAAAAAGCCCCAGUGUGCGGUUCCAAAUUGUUUGUCCUGGCCGAUUCGAGGAAUGGCUACACCUCGAAUUUCAGCAUCUACCAGGGAAGAGGUCAGUCCCGUUCUGGAAAGGGCCUGAGCUAUGACACCGUUAUGGACCUGCUGACGUCCUCGUCCCUCGGCACGGGGUACCACGUCUACAUGGACAAUUUUUACACAAGUCCCGCUCUGUUUUGGGACCUUCACAAGAACCGCUACGGGGCUUGUGGUACCAUCUGGGAAAACAGAAUCGGCUUCUCGAAGACGACAAACGCUCUUCCUAAAAGAGCCGCCAGGGGUGACAUCAGAUGGAUCAGAACGGGCCCGCUCCUGUAUGUUAAGUGGAUUGACGUGCAGGAGGUCACCGUCUGCUCGACGAUCCACAAGGCGUACAGCGGAGAAACGAUCCAGCGUCGGCUCAAGAACCCAGACGGCACUUGGUCUGUCCAAGCCAUUCCCGUUCCUGACGCGGUGAAGGAGUACAACGAGUACAUGGGUGGAGUCGACCUGUCCGACGCACUCAUAGAACACUUCACGGUCUCGAAGAAGACAAUGGAGUGGUACCGAAAACUCUUCCUUCAUUUCGUCGACAUCGCCGUGGUAAACAGUUAUAUUAUUCACAAAGAGCUGAUGCAGGAUAAACAGCAGAAAACACUCACGCAGAAUAAAUUCAGAGAAAUCCUGUGCCAGCAGCUUGUGGAUUUUGGGAGCAACGAGGCCACCACUCCAAAAAAACUGGCGCCCGAGCUAGUGGAAGUGUUGCAGGAUCUAGAGAGGAAGCCGUGCUACCCAGUAACCAUCGUUGACACCUCAGCUUCCGCCAAGAGAGACCGAGCGUCAGCUGGGAGGAGACACUGCCUGCUCUGCCUUCAAAGGAAGAAGUACAGCAAGACUAUUUAUAAGUGCGGGUACUGUGACGUGGCUCUGUGCAUCAUGGCCGACCGCCUUUGUUUCACCGAAUGGCACGAACUCAUGGACUCGUGACGCGUUUUUGAAAUCUCGUGCCAUUUGGAGAUGUUCUUUUUGUUUGCUACGUCUAGAAGUUAGCUGUUAUGAGAAACAUUCGUUCGUUCUUAAAGUCUCAAGUGUCUACUUUCCUGUGAGCCGUUAACCGCUGCUGUAGUGUUACAUCACAAAUAAAUCCAACGUGGAACAAAUGCAACCGGCAGAAAUGACAUUUUUGUCGUUUCGUUCAGGUUUCUGCUAGAGAUACGGUCACAGCCCUGCGCCCGACGGAGCUUGGAUGCAUUGUGCGAAGGGUUAUUAAAAAAAAAUAAAAUAAAAAACGCUCACUAUUAGCAUAUAAAUCCAGUUAUUCGACUCUAAUCACAAGUACUGUGGAUAUAUUCCUUGUUAUUCUGUCCAUGAGCAUGGUUUGUUUACAUGCUUGUAGCCAAGUUUGGGGUCACAGGUCACGACCUAAAAGUUCACUAGUGUUGGUGUGCGAGAGGAUGGAGUUUGCUGAGGGUUCCAAGUGCAUUGCAUUGCAUUUGCGUCUCCAGUAAGUCAGGAACCUUGAAACUCCAAAAUACCCGUCAUUUAUGGAAGGAGUCUCCAGUACCGGCGCUUCCUGACAAGCCACUUGUUUGCACUUCCUCGGUAACAUGACAACCAAAGAAGCAAAACCAAACCUGACAUAUCCGUUACAUUUACUCAGACGUUCAUGACACACAAACUGUACGAGCCAAAAGAAAACCAGCGUUUUUUUUUUUUUAACGAUGUUUUAUUCCUAAUAUUUUUAGAUAUAGAUACACAAGUCAAACACAAAUCUGUGUACCUACCUACCUCCCUCCCCCUUCCCUCCCCAGGAUCAUGAAUGUA
Molecule: messenger RNA, 2670 nt
Organism: Ictalurus furcatus (blue catfish)
Lineage: Eukaryota; Metazoa; Chordata; Actinopteri; Siluriformes; Ictaluridae
Product: piggyBac transposable element-derived protein 4
Exons: 2
Coding region: 43-1833 (596 amino acids)
Source: RefSeq, a predicted model, not a curated record